Molecule: messenger RNA, 1914 nt
Organism: Glarea lozoyensis ATCC 20868
Lineage: Eukaryota; Fungi; Ascomycota; Leotiomycetes; Helotiales; Helotiaceae
Exons: 2
Coding region: 1-1914 (637 amino acids)
Source: RefSeq, a predicted model, not a curated record
AUGGUUUACGAUUGGAGUGAAGAGAAAGAGCAGAUAUGCUACCGAAUGUAUAUUGAAGAAAAGAAAUCGUUGGAGGAGAUUAUGGAUUAUAUGAAGGAAGAACACAAGUUUGCACCAAGUAAACGCGCCUUCCAAACCCAGUUCAAGCGAUGGGACUUCCCCUCGAAGCAGAAUCCAGCACAUAAAAAUGCCGCGUUAGUUCAACGGGUCAAGGAGCUAUGGGAUUGCAAUACUUCACAGAGAGAAAUGCUGCGGCUUCUCAAUGAGGAAGGCUUUGAUAUCAAGGAGCGAGAACUCAUGCGUGUACGCGCUAAGAAUCGAUGGCUAUUACGAGUUCCAAAUGGGAUGAAAGCGAAGAAACGCGAUUCAGACCAGGACGUUAUCAGUCAAUUGAAGCAAGCGUUGUAUCCAGAAGGACAGAUGGAUGACGCAGAGGGAGAGGAUGAGCCAGUCGAGGCCGAAGAUGUGCCCAUGGAGGAAGCCAGUUCGUCUUCAAAACCUCGAGGCCGCGCAGGAUCCCCUCCAUUAAGCCCCGAAGUCCUUAAAAAGCGAGAAGAACGAUUGCAAAAAUUGCAAGCCGAAUCUGCUGAGCGAUGGGCCACCAGAAAACGCCGCCGCCGAACUCGUGGCUGGGCUGGACUACCUGCUGAUCCACCUGGACCUCCACGAUUCCCUUCGGAAACUACAAUUGAUGAGAGCAAAGCUUUCUUGAGCCUAGAUAAUCGUCUCUACCGUGACAUUCGAUCCCGUUUUCAACGAAUAUGCGAAGAAAUGGAGAUCAUCAAAAAGACUAUCGCUGGCCCCGAACGGUGGGAAGCUGCAAAGGACAGACUGGUUCAAGAAAGUCCACAUCUUCAGGGCGUCUUUUGGGGCAACGAGGAUAACGAAGGAGCAAAAAAGCUGGCACUCGAUGUGGUCUGUAGUGACGUUACGAAGCGUAUGAGGACGCUUGAGAGGCGCAUGACCAUUGCUGAAGCUAAAAAUGCGCUGGGCAUCAACCCCGAGGAAUCUCGCCAACUGCGAAAUGCAUUCUACCAGGUACUUAAAUCAGACCAUUUCACUAGCAAAUUGGAGGCCGGAGAGGAACACUGGAAAGAGCUCAAGGCACAGUGGAUUGGUAGUUCACAAUUAUUACAAAAUAUCCUUGCACCGGGGGAUGCCGAUCCGCAGCACAGAGAAAAGGUCAAGGCAAUGGAAGUAUUAUGUCGCGAUGUCAUGAAGCGUCUUCGAGAUGAUCAGACCAAGAGAGAUCCUACGAGAAAGAAAAAGUUCGACUCCAACUUCCAAGCAACACCGCCUGUCCCUGGGCCUGGUCCUGUUAAUGGCGAUCUUGACAGCUCCCAUGUUGCCCUUAUGCGAGCAGCGUCUCAAGCACAAGCAACUCCUAUCCCACCACCCGUGCCUCGCAACUCACGUAACCUUACCGGCCUGCAACGCGCCCAAAUACAAACCCAGACCGCACAAGCUCAACCUCAGCAUGCUAGUAUGUCAGAUCACACGAGCAUGCAGAUUGACCCAUCGUUACUGCUGGCGGCUGCAGAUCCAUCACUGAUGGAAAAUCGAGGGUUCGAGCAGUACGGCAAUCAGUCAUAUGUUCCUUCACAAGUGUUCCCCCAAAGUAAUCCAAUUCCCUUCUUCUUCCGGCUACAUCCUUCCUCGGACGUUCAGACGCAGAACAGGAUGUGGCUCAGUGCUCUACAGUCUGUGUCCGUUGAGGAAUUGCGCCAGUUGGCGACCAUUAAGUACCCUGGUACGAUUGCGCUUCGUCUCGAAGGUAUUAUUAAACAACCAAAUGGAAGUGAAAUGCCAAUUGGUAUUGACGCUGACGACGAGCUUAAUGCUUACCUUGCUGAGAUCCAGGGUAUCAAGCCGACCUUUUCUGUGCAGCUAGUACACGCGUGGAAGACCGAUUAG